AUGGAUGCGCUGUCGACUCUUGCAAUCGCUUGUGCUGUGUUGACCUUCUGCUUGGCGAUAUUCUGGUUUUGUGUGGAUGCCCCGAAGCUUUUUGCAUCCUGGCGUGCGAGCGAUGCCCCACGAAAGCUCGGCAUUUUCCUGCACAUCACGCCGUGCUUUGAUGGUCUCAUUCGGAACUUCAAAUGCCACCAUGUCAGCAGCGACGGUGAGCUGCGAGGGCAGAUCACUGCCGAGGCACCCCUGCUUGCAGAAACUGGACUCAUGGAAGAGAGCGCCGUGGCUCUGCUACUCGAUAGCUUGACUGGCUUUGCGCUCUGGUCUGCGGGAUAUCCUGGCUUUGUGACUGCCGAGCUCAGCUUCACCGUCAAAGGGACGGUCAGAAAGGGGGAGGAGCUCUUUGUCAAAGCUUGGCUGAAGCAAAAGCCGACCGUUCCGGAGGACAAACGUCUCCGCGAGUUCGCAAACCUGGCGUUUGAGCUGUAUCAGCCCCAGCCAGAUCAAGACAGCUAUGCGGAGGAGGCUUUGGUUGCAUCCGGGGAGCAGUUGAUGUUGAGCAUCGCGACACCGAAGCAGCGCUUCUUUUGGAAGCUGCAGUUGCUGUGCCCACUCUACUGGGACUGGAAGUGGAAGAUGGACAUGACGGUCCUUGAGUCCUUCAACAAGUAUUCCAAGCCAUUCUCCGAAGUCAGGGGCAUUGACGAGCUCCUUGAUGUGAAGACGAAGGAGCUGGGUACGUAUGAGGCUUUCAUGCAACCCAGGCUCCUCAACGUCAUGGGCGUCGGCCACGGCGCCGCCAUCGCAGCGCUGCUUUGCGCGGCGGCCAAGCGCUGGCAGAAGGAGGCCAAGGUGCAGAAGGCGAGCGUGACCUACAUCAGCCCUGUGCCGAGUAUGCAGCCCCUAUCCUUGGUCGUGAAGCCCAUUGUUACCUCUCCGAACGAGUUGCAGAUCAUGCUGAAAUCUGGCAGCGGCGCAGUCUUAUCCCGCGGGAAGGUGGCCGUGCAACUGCCAAAGAGGCCCCCAGCGGCCACUGCCCGCCUGGGAGGACUCAUACGACCGAUGAUGGUCCCCAUGCCAGGCGGGCCGCUCUCCACCUUGCCACGGGAGCCUCCGACCGGCGAGAGCGACCCACUGGGCUCCAACAGCCCUCGCAGUGAGCUCUCCGAGCCACUUUCGAAGUCUUCGGAGGUCGAUCUCGACAGCGACAUCCACAGCGAUGUCCUCGGAGACGAGUCAGACGAGGAGAAGGAGACGAAGCUGGAGGAGGAGCAGCGGGAGAAGGAGGAGGAGCAGAGAGAGAAGGAGGAGGAGGAGCAGAGAGAGAAGGAGGAGGAGGAUGAAGGCAAGGAUGGAGAGCCGGCCUACGCAGCGGCACAGCAUCGUGAUCUACCCCUGUUUGCUGCCUUGGUGGAGCAGUGCAGUUCACGAGUUACCGAGCUCGGUGCACAGGAGCUUCCAAUCACUCUUUGGGCUCUGGCGGUCAGUGGAUAUCCUGCCGACGCCGUAUUUCGGGCUGCAGCCUCGCAGGCCCAGCGGUCUUUCUCUGGCAUGGACGUGUCCCACAUCUGCAACAUUGCCUGGGCGUAUGCCAGGGCUGGUCCACGGGAGGAGCAGCUUUUUGAAGCUUUGGGCCAUGCGGCCGCGGCCAGAGUGCGCGAGUUGGAGCCACUUCAUCUGGCAAACCUCUGCUGGUCGUUUGCAAAUGUCUCCCGCGCGGACGAGCUGAAUGAGUUGCGUCAGCCCGGACAACGCCACCCGGCACUCUUUGCAGCCCUCACAGCGGCCUGCAGCAGGCUAGCGGGAGAGCUCGUCGCACAGCAUCACUCCUCCAUCCUUUGGGCUUUUGGUGUCUGCCAGGUUCGUGGCAUUGGAAAGGUGAUCGAUGCUCUUCCUCCGGGCAUGCGCAGGGUCACCUACGACGGGCGCCAGGUGGCCGGUAUGCUUUGGACCAUGGCCGUCCUUUCUGAACAUCACCGCGACUGCAUCGACUUGCUCCUCCAUGCCGUGGCAGAGGAGGGAGUAGCCGGGCUCGUGAAGGAUGGCCCCGCGCACCUGGCGUCGAUCGUUUGGGCAACGGCCCGUCUGCCGCCAUCGCGGCAUGGAUUCGUGGAGAAGGCGCUGGCGCACCCGAGCGCGCCCAAGCGCUUGGCGUCGGAACUCCUGGGCUCCGCAGCCGAGCUCAGCGAGGGCCGCCGCCAGAACAUUGCUGCCGUGGUUCGCUCCAUGUAUGACCUGGGACUAUCCGGCGCAGCCUCUUCGCUUUUGGAUGAGUGCGAGGCGUUGGGCAACGUCUGCGUGGGAACAGAGGCCUGGGCCGCCUGGCUCUGUGGUGCCGCGGGCGCCGGUGAUGCGGAGCUCGAGGUGAAAGCUUGGGCAGGCUUGGCAGAUAACUGCGACGGUGUGCCGCGAAGUACGGUCGUGCUCAAUGCUGCAGCCGCCAGGGGUCUUUCCCUGUCUCGGCCGGAUCUUAGCAGAUGGGCGCUGAACCUGCUGGUGGAAGAGGCAGAGUGCGACUCCGUGACCAACUUCCUUCGCAGCCGGGUUGGGCUCCGCCCCGAGCCGGAAAGCCGCGACUGGUCCCGCGGAGAGUGCGGCUUCGAGCUGUCCCUAGUUCGAAGGCUAUGCGCGCAGUCCGGGUUCUCUGCUCCGCAGCUUCUGCGACUCGCCGAGGAGGAGGCUGCACAGUCCUCGGAGGCAGCAGAGGCGCUGGGCAUCGGAGUCGGCAUCCGUCGGACGCUGAGAGAGACCUAA
Messenger RNA from Symbiodinium sp. CCMP2592, 2748 nucleotides. The record is from the annotation of a GenBank genome assembly. Lineage: Eukaryota; Dinophyceae; Suessiales; Symbiodiniaceae.